This is a messenger RNA of Endocarpon pusillum Z07020, 1320 nucleotides long. RefSeq lists its product as uncharacterized. Gene Ontology annotation, biological process: mitochondrial translational initiation. The record is from RefSeq and is a predicted model, not a curated record. Bases 1 to 1320 code for a protein of 439 amino acids. Gene Ontology annotation, cellular component: mitochondrial small ribosomal subunit. Gene Ontology annotation, molecular function: structural constituent of ribosome. NCBI's taxonomy places the organism in Eukaryota, Fungi, Ascomycota, Eurotiomycetes, Verrucariales, Verrucariaceae. The transcript has a single exon.
AUGGCUGCUGCUCGACUUUCUCCUGCAGCGAGUGUAUUGAGAAAUUCAAGGCUUUUCUCAAUUCCACCUACUCUCAAUCCUCCAACCUCUCUUACCUCUGAUAGUGCGACUCAACCUUAUCCAGCACAUGCUGCAAUAGAAACACCACCGAGCUCUUGGGACCGAGGAGACUGGGGAUUCAAGCGAUCAUUACCCCUGAAGUCAACCACAAGGACAGGAACCACCACAAUUCGCGUUCGGAAGGGCAUCGACUCCGCCGAACACAUCACCGAUUUCGAGUCUGCUGGCGAUCAUGUGCUCACCCUGCGGAAAUGGAAAGAGCUCCACUUGCCUUUGCGAUUUACCAAGAAACGCACUCGAGACGAGAACACAAGCGUGUUUGAAGCCAGAGUGGAUAACAUCAGCUCAUCUACAUCAUCUACCCAUCGGAGAUGGCGAUAUGAUGGUCCUUGGUUGGCGGGACAGCCUGGUUGGGAGUUUGACGCGCUCUUGAAGAGGGUAAGAGCCCGCAAAGUGGAGUUUCAGGAAUUCGUUCGGGCACGACUGAACGCAGAGAGAACUAUAUCUCGCCGGCAAGAAGCCAUAGAUGCUGGUCAAGAUCUGAACAAAGAGCGAGUGGGAAUAAGUGAUGAAGAAUUUGACGAGCAUGUGCGCUAUCUACGGGCAACGCCGUCCGCCUUUGGUCCACUCAUUGCAGAGUUUUUAGAUCUGCCAGAAGGUCCGAAGGGCACCGAAGGAGCGGCUUCACCCAAGGAUGGCUUCUCGUACGGCAGGACAACGGUCGCAGCAGAGACGUACAGUGAGGCUGGUCCACCAAGAACACAUCCAUCUGCUGGUUUAUCAUACUACAGAUCUGGUGCACAUCUUCCCAAUCACCCAACUUACGGUCCCCAGCAAUUCAAUGCACCCGUUGUCGCUCGCGUACUGAAACCCAGCAUCAGAAGACGGAUGGGUGAUGUCGGUGUCGCUGGUUUCGUGAUCCCCCCCGGGCCGGCCUCCCAUCUCCUGGAUACGAAACCUUGGCAACCGGUGCCUGGAGGUUUGAAGAUGGUUGUGCGCCCUACAAAAGCAGCUAUUGGCUCAGAUGGAAGAGUCAUGCUCAAUGUUCUGAAAGCGAAUGACGAUUUAAAGAAAGUGUACAAUACUUUCCUGGAGGACAAACCACGCGCCAUGUCAGCAGUGAGCAAAACAAGAAUGGCAAGCAUGCCCCCACUCGACGAACAACGGCGCACGGAGACCAAAGCGUCCCGCGAAACAAAACCCCACCUAGACAUGCUAGAUAACCUCAUGUACGCCAAUGAGGAUAGGGAGCACAUUUGA